AUGAGCGCCAACCCCCAGUGGGACAUCAGUCGGGCGCUGGGGGUGGCCAGGCUCUUCCACCUGGUGUGUGCGGUCCGUGAUGGCUGCGUGACUCCAUUCCUGACCCUCUACCUGAGGCAGCUGGGUCUCACGGCGCCCUGGGUGGGCAUCCUAAUGGGAAGCAAGCACCUGGUCACUGCCUUCUGGGCGCCCUUCUGCGCUUUCCUGGCCAAGAGCUACCAGAAGAGGAGAGUGCUUCUCAUUGGCUCACUGCUGGGCUCGGUGGGAGCCAGCCUGCUGAUGGUCCUGAUCCCACCCCAGGACAAAGACCUGGCCUCUCACUCCUGUAAUGGAAGCAACCGCAUGGCCACCACCGGCGUGCCACUGGGGGUCACACGGAUGGUGAACAUCACCCGGGCUCCAGAGUCGGCCUCACCCCACCAAGUAGGACUUCCCAACCGCCUUGUGGGCAAGAGGCCUGGGAUCCUGGCAGCGUCUGGCAUCAGAACAGGACCAGCAGAUAAAGGUGACCCAGAGCCUCACCGUCAUCGGCCCAGCCAUGUAGUGGACACUGUGGAGGGACCCGGGACCACGUCCCAAGCUCCCAGCCUCCUCCACCACCGCUCUUCCUUUGGGGAGGUCAGUACUGCUGGGCCUGUGCCUCCUGAGGGUCCAGAGCUGGGGCAGCCAUCCAACGUGUCCGCGGCGGGCAGGGAGAAAGCCCUGGCCCUGGCCCUUUCCUUGGGAGGGUUACGAUGGACCUUCAUCUUCUCCUUGGGGACCUUGGUCUUCUGGGAGCUGCUUUCAGCCCCCCUGGAGCCGGUGGCAGAUGACAGCCUUUACGAAUACCUGGACUUUGUAGAUGCCACUGACCGCUACCGAAGCUUGUGGGUCUGGAGGUUGCUGGGCACAUCCGCGGGCGUGUGUGGCAUCGCAGCGUUGGUGGGGCAGAUGGAUUGCUACCUGGUGACACGUGGCCCCCGGGGCGUGGUGCACUUCUACGGCUACUCACUGGUCAGCACCCUGGCCCUGCUGGUGAGCACCGCCUUCCCCAUCCCCACCUGCCGGUGGCGAGAGCCCAGCCACAGAACCAUCAAAGCCCUGUCCCUUCUAGGGGCCAGCCCCCGGCUCCUCCUCUUGGCCUUCACCGCCUUCUUGGCAGGAGCUGCCGCCAGUACCGUGCAGAACUUUCUGUUCUGGCACAUGGAAGACCACGGCAGCAGCGAACUGGUCAUGGGUUUCUCGGUCGCCCUCGGCUUGCUGGGGGAGAUGCUGCUCCACCCGUUCAGGAUGGCGCUGCUUGCAAAGCUGACCAGGGUGGGCACGGUGGGCCUGGGGCUGGCCUGCCUCGCGGGGCAAAUGAUCUACUACUCCUUCCUCUGGAGCUGGUGGUCCGUGCUCCCCGUCCAGAUCUUGAGCGCCCUCAGCCAUGGGGCUCUUUGGUGGGCAGUCGAGGCCUGGCUAGAGGACCUGGCCACUCCUGGGACAGAGAGGUCUCUGAGGGCCAUGUUCCAGGGUCACUUGUACAGGGGCGGGUCUAGCCUGGGCAGCAUCGUGGCGGGCUUCGUGGUGAUGCACUCCGGCCUGGCUGUGCUCUACCGGGCCUGUGCCGUGGCCCUGCUCCUCUGGCUGGCCCUCUUCCUCGCCAUCCAGGCCAGGCUGCCCCGAGAGCAGAGAAUCAACUACUCAAAGCUGCUGACCAUGGAGAUGAGCGACUCCAGCGACUCGGAGGAGGGGACCGAGCGAGACUGGCUCGUGAAGGCCAUGAGGGAGGAGCACUCGGGCCGGACCGAUUGAGGGAACGUCACCACCAUGCUGGUGUGAGAAGGAGCCAAGGAUCAGGCAAAAGCCUCAAGUCUGUCGAGGACAGGAUCCGGCCGGCCGUGGAUGGCAGGGACCCUGCAGGGAGCAGGCACGUCUGCUGAGGGCCCCAGAGGACCCCCUGGCGGCAUGAUCUUCUUUACUUCCAAAGUAAAGAGCGGUUUGGGUUUUUGCUGUUCAGUCUUUAAAAAAUAAAAAUAAUAAUAAUAA
This is a messenger RNA of Echinops telfairi (small Madagascar hedgehog), 2010 nucleotides long. It is a transcript of the gene MFSD6L, whose product is annotated as major facilitator superfamily domain containing 6 like. Gene Ontology annotation, cellular component: membrane. The record is from RefSeq and is a predicted model, not a curated record. The coding region runs from base 1 to 1776 and encodes 591 amino acids. The transcript has a single exon. Lineage: Eukaryota; Metazoa; Chordata; Mammalia; Afrosoricida; Tenrecidae.